Thunnus maccoyii (southern bluefin tuna) is the source of this 6167-nucleotide messenger RNA. It is a transcript of the gene mfhas1, whose product is annotated as multifunctional ROCO family signaling regulator 1. The record is from RefSeq and is a predicted model, not a curated record. The transcript is spliced from 3 exons. Gene Ontology annotation, molecular function: protein binding. Bases 446 to 3526 code for a protein of 1026 amino acids. Lineage: Eukaryota; Metazoa; Chordata; Actinopteri; Scombriformes; Scombridae.
CCCCUCCCUCCUCCCUGCCGGGUGGAGAGGAGGAGGAGGGCUCAGAGAUCUGACGCAGUGUUCCUCACUUCCACUCCCCGCUGCCAGGAAGCCUCACAGCGGCUCGGAAAGCUCAGAGAAACACUCACAUCUCGGGACGGAGAGAGACCCGGAGAACGGGUUCUGGAGGCGAUGAGGACGGCAGUGACGCAGAGCGCGAAGCCGCGGCACCGGAGCGCGGAUACGGGCUUAAACCCGGAGCUGUAACCGGGGAGGUUUGUUCUCAUUGUGUGCUGAGUGGCGCAGGAGAAAAGGAUGCCUCCGCGGCCGCACACAGCCCUCCUGCUACGAUCUAAACGCGUGAUUAUUCCCCGACAGAAAGUGUCUUCUCUGCCCGCUCUGACGGAGGGUUUGCUGCCGUGGAUUCCUGAAGGACACCGUCCACCAUGCGGCCCGCUCAGCACCCAUGAAAACUCUCAAUGAAAACAAGGAGCAGCAGGAGGAGGAGGGGUCUGGCUGCAGAGCCAUGGAGGACAAGGAGAACAAUCUGAAAACGGCCAGGUUGUGGAGAGAUGCCGCCCUCCGCUCCAGGAAGCUGCGGAGCAACCUGCGCCAGCUCACCCUCUGCUCCAAGAACAACCAGAUCAUCCUGCCGGAGGAUAUAUCCGAGAUAGAGGUGCUCAACCUGGGUAACAACUCCCUGCAGGAGCUGCCAGACGGGCUGGGAUCCACCCUCAACAACCUGCGCAUCUUGGUCCUCCGCAGGAACAAGUUCUCCUGUGUCCCCUGUGUGGUGUUCGAGCUGGGGCAGCUGGUGGAGCUCGACAUGAGCCACAACCUGCUGAGGAGCCUCUCUGAGGGGGUGAGCCAGCUGAAGGGCCUGAAGAAGCUUUGCAUCAGUCACAACAAGAUCCAGUCCCUGCCCGCUCAAAUAGGAGCGCUGCAGUUUCUGGAGGAACUUGACAUCAGCUUCAACGAGCUGCGAGAUGUCCCCAGAUCCUUCAGCUGCCUCCACAGGUUGCGGACGCUGGACGCAGAUCACAACAAGCUGAACCAGUUCCCCCCAGAGAUCCUGGCGCUCAGGGACCUGGAGGAGCUCGACUGCUCUGGGAACAAGUUUGAGGCUUUACCAGCAGACAUCAUGAAGCUGCAGCCGAUCAAAAUCCUGUGGCUCAGCAGCCUCCACAUGUCUUCACUACCUGAUGCUUUCUGUCACCUGCACAACCUGGAGAGCCUGAUGCUGGACGGGAAUAACCUCACAGCGCUGCCGGCCUCGUUUGGCAGCCUGCAAAGACUGAAAAUGAUCAAUCUGUCCUCAAACGAGUUUGAGAACUUCCCCCAGGUGAUUUUAAGCAUCACAGGAUUAGAGGAACUGUACCUGAGCAGGAAUAAACUGACUCAUAUCCCAGAGGAGAUCGGGCAGCUGGGGAAGCUGGCGAACCUUUGGCUGGACAACAACAACAUUACAUAUCUACCAGACUCCAUCGUGGAGCUGGAGAAGCUGGAGGAGCUCGUCUUACAGGGUAACCAAAUAGCCAUACUGCCAGAUAACUUUGGAAAGCUUUCCAGAGUGAAUAUCUGGAAGGUGAAGGAUAACCCGCUCAUCCAGCCUCCGUACGAGGUGUGCAUGAAGGGGAUUCCUUAUAUCGCAGCCUAUCAGAAGGAACUCGCACAUUCCCAGCUCGCCGUGAAGCCGCGGCUCAAACUGGUCCUGAUGGGGAUGAAGAACGCCGGGAAGACGCGGCUCAGGCAGAGCGUGGUGAGCAGACAGCAGGACGCAGCAGGAAACCAGGGAAGCAAAGGAAUCGAAGUCACUAACUGGGUGGCAGACGCUGAUCGCUGUCUCACUUUUCUGGUGUACGAUUUGUCAGGGAAGCAAAAUUACGACCUCAUCAAACCCUUCUUCCUGUCCCCCGGUGCUCUCUACGUUCUGGUUGUGAAUCUCAAAACGUAUUCGCCCAGGAACUUUUACGCCCACGUCGGGUAUUUCCUCCACCUGCUCAGUGCCAAAGUUCCCCACGCUGUCGUGUGCUUAGUGGGAACGCACGCCGACCUGUGUGGGGAGGUGGAGCUGGAGGAGAAAACUCUGGACAUCCACAGACAGAUUGGCCUGCAGGAGAAGAGGGACAUCCAGAGUCUGAGGAGCCUGGCUCUGCAGGUGGACCAGGCGCUGGAGCAGGGCUUCAGCGUCCGCACCUCCAGCCCUCACGUCCUCUUCUACGGCGUCUCUGACAGGAACCUGCGGCGGAGGAAAGCCCAGCUGCAGUACAUGCUGAACCAGAGGCUGCAGAUCUUGUCUCCUGUGCUGAGCGUCAGCUGCACGGAGACGCAGAGGAACAUUCAGAGGCUGCGUGAGAAACUCAUGUCCGUCGCUGACCACAGGGACAUCUUCCCCAACCUCCAUCGCGUGCUGCCCAAGUCUUGGCAGAUGCUGGAGGAGCUGCACUUUAAGCCCAAAGACUUAUGGCUGUCAUGGUGGGACUCGGCCCGGCUGGGCCUGCAGGCGGGGCUGACGGAGGACCGACUGCAGAGCGCCUUGUCCUACCUGCACGAGAGCGGGAAGCUGCUCUACUUUGAGGACAGCCUCACCCUGAAGGAGUAUGUUUUCCACAAUCUUCCACGCUUCAUCGCAAUCCUCAACGUCUUCUUCCAGAGGGACGAGUCGACGCUGCUGGACCGGCUCCUCUCUGAGGGGGAGAGGGGGGACAAGGGCCGGGUGAGUCUGGUGAUAGAGGACGAGAAGGGGGAGAACCUCAGGGUCACCCAUCUGCAGCAUCAUGUGGAGGGCUUCCUGCAGCACGGCCUCCUGCCCUCCAACGUCAUCCGCCUGCUCCUCCGCCCGCUCAUCCAGACCCAGCAGGACCUCCAUCUCAUCAUGGAGCUCCUGGAGAAGAUGGGUGUCUGCUACUGCAUCAACAAACCCCGCAGCAAGCCUCUGAACGGGGCCACCGCCUGGUACAAGUUCCCCAGCUACGUCAGCAACGAGGAGCCCCGGGCGGAGGCCUCGGCCGGCGGCAGCUCCGUCCCUCUGUGUCCGCUCUUCUCUGUGGAGCAGCUGCACAUCCAGUACAGAUUCCCCUUCCUCUUCCCUCCCGGACUCUUCGCUCGCUUCAGUGUUCAGAUAAACAGCCACGUGGUUCAGCGGUCGGACGGCAGGCAUCAGAUCUUCGCCUAUCGGGGUAAAGUCCCCGUGGAGAUCAGCCAUCAGCCCUCCAAAGGGAAGCUGCAGGCGGAGACUCUGUCCAUCACCAGCCACGCCUCGCUGCCCAACAUCUGGACUGCGUGGCAGGCCAUCACGCCGCUGGUGGAGGAGCUGAACGUGCUGCUGCAGGAGUGGCCUGGGCUGCAUUACUCUGUACAUAUUCUGUGUUCCAAGUGCCUCAAGAGAGGGUCAUCCAGCCCACACGCCUUUCCAGGUGAGCUGCUGAGCCAGCCGCGGCCCGACGGUCUGACGGAGAUCAUCUGUCCAAAGAACGGCUCGGAGCGGGUCAACGUGGCUCUGGUUUACCCGCCGACGCCCACUGUGGUCAGCCCCUGUCUGAAGUGAGCCGCGGGGGGGGGGGGCUGGACUCUCCCGCCGGCCGGGCUCGUAUCACCGGGUCCACCCCCCCCUCCUCCCCCCCCCACCUCUGACUGCCUCACCUCCACCUCCCACACCUGUGACUCCUGCAGCCUGCUUCCUGUCCUCCUGCCUCAGCUUCAGCCGGGCCGCUUCACCCUGAACUGAACCUGAAGGCAGCACAGCGGCUCACUGCUUCAUAUGUAGGUCUUCUGGUGUCUCAUCAUUUUAAUAUUUAGGAGCUUGAUGAGCACAAUCUUGGGCCGUGUUUAUCCACAGUAGCUCUGGAUCUUCUCUGGCCUGCGACGCUUCACAAGUUCCUCAGAGUGUUUUUUUUUUUUAAAAACCUGCAGCUGCAUCGUCUCCUGUCAGUUUUAUUUACUUUUUAAAAAGCAAUCCUACGUUGUUCAGGACUCUAAAAGGCUCGAGGAUAAUUCAGUCAUUUAUUAAAGAAAAAGUCUUUUAAACACUGAUGAACUUGUUAAAUCGUGGGCCAGAUUUCUGCCAAGUCUCACCUGAUCAAACCAACACAACAGACUCUGAAAUCAGGAAAGAAGAUUUUUUACUGGACUGCAAUAUUUUGCAGUAUCUAAUAAUGUUUUAGCAAUUUGUCCCGUUUCUACUGUAAUGAAGAGAGCAGCAUGGACACGGUGGAUUGAAGACUGUUUUACAACUAUUUACACGUGUAAAUAUUCUCUGUGCCUACUUUAAAAAGUCCGAUGCAAACUACAAGACUUCAUCUCUUAGAUCUGCUCAUCCUGAGCCGCUCCGGACGCUGCCACACAAGUUUCAAACAUGCUUGAGUUUCUUGUAGCCAAAAACAGCAGGAUGUGCCUGUAGUUUGGUCACCAUGGAGACCAGUCAGAGCAGCAUCCAAUGAGAGCGCACAGGAAAGCAGAGGCAGUAUAUAUAUAUAUAUAUAUAAUUAAUUCAAUAGGAGUAAUUAAACAAGCUUCAUGAAUGAAUGAAAAGGAGAUGCAGUGACAUCACGUCACCAUGACAACAGUCUGGGACUGAAGAUGUCCUGUAGUGUGAGCAGGACAGCCUCACGUCACCAUGACAACAGUCUGGGACUGAAGAUGUCCUGUAGUGUGAGCAGGACAGCCUCACGUCACCAUGACAACAGUCUGGGACUGAAGAUGUCCUGUAGUGUGAGCGGGACAGCCUCGCGUCACCAUGACAACAGUCUGGGACUGAAGAUGUCCUGUAGUGUGAGCAGGACAGCCUCACGUCACCAUGACAACAGUCUGGGACUGAAGAUGUCCUGUGGUGAGAGCAGGACAGCCUCACGUCACCAUGACAACAGUCUGGGACUGAAGAUGUCCUGUAGUGUGAGCGGGACAGCCUCGCGUCACCAUGACAACAGUCUGGGACUGAAGAUGUCCUGUAGUGUGAGCGGGACAGCCUCGCGUCACCAUGACAACAGUCUGGGACUGAAGAUGUCCUGUGGUGUGAGCGGGACAGCCUCACGUCACCAUGACAACAGUCUGGGACUGAAGAUGUCCUGUAGUGUGAGCGGGACAGGAAGUCUUGUAGUCUGCACUCGCACUGAGCCGUUUUGUGACACGAGGAGGACGAGAUGACGUCUGUGGUGAAACUCUCUUCCUGUUCAGAGGUUUGGUUCAACAUCAACGUCUGAAGUGUUCCAGCAGCGAUAAACAUGUAAAGUCACGUUCUGUUCAUGUCCCGUCACAGUAUCAACUCAUAAUUAGUCUCUAUUACACAUUUCUGAACAACAUCCUUCAUGAAUCCCUCAUCAGUUAUUGAUAAAUUGGUGAUUAAUCCUCAAUGAAGCUUUCAGAGAGCAGAGAGUUUAUUCUUCAGUUUUUACACCUUUUGUUUAUGGAGGAGAAACAUUUACAGUCACACUAUAACAGUCCAAUGUUACAUAAAACAGGAGAACAAAAUGAUUUCAAUUAAUUAUAUUAAAUGUGAAAAAUGCAACAAUAUGUUUGGUGAUUUAUGAUUUUUUUGAAUAAAUGUGGGUCAAACACUACAAAAAUGUGCAUCAGCUGCACAAAAAUGUUGUUAAAAAGUUGAAAUAUUUCCAUGUUUGUAUAUUCUGAGUCUCAGUAGGGGAAGUCGUCACAUUUCAGAAUAAAAGUCAAAGUGUUUAUGGUGUUUUUACUGCUCCCAGAUGUAAAAAUGUCUCAAAUCUGACCCUGAACAGUAUGUGAGGGUUAACCUCAGAUAUUUAUCUUCACUCUGACCGCGGUCGGGAAACAGUGAUGUCAUCGCCGUUUCCUGAACGCUGACUGUAUAUAAGUGAAUAAGAGAAGAUGUUUGCUGUGUAGAAGGAAAGGACGUCAGGUGUUUUUUUCACUUCCUGUGCUCUCGUUGAGUUGAUUUCUGGAUGUUUUUUCACCUUUUAGAGGAAAACAUUUCGACCUGUGCGAACACGUCGAGGGAAACGUGCUUUUCUUUCUGAUGUAAAUAAUAUCUUUAUUUUUGUAUGUUGACACGAGGCGUGUCUCCACUCUUAGCUUUGACUUUAUUUACAGUGCAAUGUUGUGCAUGACUCACUGUUGAGAUGCACAAAAGGGUUUUUAUAUGUAGCUGGUUUCAACAUCUCACAUGAAACAACAUGAAAUACCAAAUACAAAUAAACCAAUAACUGGCUUUAGUACCA